CAUAAGCUCUUAGUUUUUUGAUAGCCACCAUGAGCGAGAGCCCUCCUCGCUUUCCCAACGCCGCCAUCGACAUAUCUCAACCAUGGAAGCACUCGAGGCUUCCCCACCACCGAGUGCUGAGGCGCUUGAUUCCAGCGAAGUCCACCGUGACCUCGACAAAAGGGUUGUCUGCUCAGGGGAUCAAAUAUGGCUUUGGGAUCCGGGCCCUAGAUGGAGGCUUCGCUGUUUCUUUGCUUCAUUGACGGUGAUGGGAGUGGGGUAUGGUUGUGCACGCCAAAUGUCGACGACGGAGGAGAUACCAUGUUUCGGCAUGGCUGCGGAGAAGCUUUUGCUCUGCGUCGUGAUGGGGCUUGGUGGCCUGCUAGGGUCGUGGUUGAAGGCGUCGACAUUGAUUGGCGCUGCCAAGGCUGUGAUGGAAGUGGUGAUGUUGGAGAUGCAAACGCGGUCAAGGCUGGUGGUCGCGCGGAGAUGCUGUAAUUGGGUGCCGCACAGGGGUUGGGUGUCCACAUCAAUUUUGGUUACGGCUUUGGGCUGAUGUUGGGCCCAAAUCAGGAUGCGUUUGUUGGGCUCAACUUCUCCAGGGGGCUGGAUUUGGGACCCGGGAGAUACUUUGAUUGAGUUUUUGUUCAAUUUUUCUAUUAUCUCUUCUUUGGGGGUGCUGUUUUUCUGUACAGGUAGAUUGUUCACUUCUACAUUCUAUAAAGAGUCUCAGUACAAUCACGCUGUGAGUACCACAAUUGCGUGCCUUGGCGAGCAGUGUGAUUUAGGCUGGGACGAGUCUAGAUUUGAUUGGUUUGCCAACUUCUUGCAUUCCCGGAUAGCAGAUUCUGAUGGUUUGAUCUACAAAUCUCAAGGUCGUGACAAUGCUUCUAUUGUUGGUAAUUAUCUUGAGGAGGCUGAGGAUUUACCUUCAGUUUUUGCUAGUUGUUCUAUAAGUGUUUCAGAGCAGUAUUUUAUUGUAUAUGGACAAUUUGUUGGUGUAGUACACCUUCUGAUUUGUUCUAUCUUAGCUCUAAGAUCAAGCCUUUUUGGCUAUUGUAUGCUCCUUUUUGGGAUGCCCUCUUGAGCGAUUUCUAUCGCUAAUUCAAUGAACU
Rosa rugosa (rugosa rose) is the source of this 1094-nucleotide messenger RNA. RefSeq lists its product as uncharacterized. Bases 83 to 535 code for a protein of 150 amino acids. The record is from RefSeq and is a predicted model, not a curated record. Lineage: Eukaryota; Viridiplantae; Streptophyta; Magnoliopsida; Rosales; Rosaceae. The transcript has 2 exons.